AAUGGCCUCUGCUGUCAAAGGGAGAUGCUAAAGCGGUGUCUGGCAAGGGGCGUUUAACAGCCAGCUAUGUACUGGAUUAUCUCCGGAACCGUGUGUAAAAAAAAUAAACCCGUUUUCUUGAGUGGAGGGAGUCGUAUCGCAACUGAUAACAACUUUUUUUUGGAUGAAAGGUCGGAACGUAUUUGAAUACCGGGAAGCUAAAAGCCGGGGGUUUGCUUUUUAAAAUGCUAACGUCAGCUAGCCUCAGCUAACACACUGACUUUAUCCGAGGAGACUGCUGUCGUCGAAAUGCUGCUGAAAUGAUUCAACCUUCUACAAGUUCUGUGUUGCAAUGAGGAUCAACGGAGUCCAUUUGUGAGGACUCAGAGACAUGAACUCGAUUUCCCCAAGUGCUGCACAGUACGUGGGGGGAGUGAUGCAGGAUGAGCUGGCGGAGAGCCGGCGGCAGCAGCAGCAGCAGCAGCCCAUGGAGCGGCAGGGCAGCUUCGGUGUACGGCUGCUACAGACACAGGAUCCAAGCAGAGAGGCGAGCGGAGAGCCUGAUGAGAUGGACAAACUGAAAGCCAAGCUGAUGUCAGCGUGGAACAACGUCAAAUAUGGCUGGACUGUCAAGACGAAAACCUCCUUCAACAAAUUAUCACCUGUCACUGUCCUGGGACACUCCUAUCUGCUCAACAGUGAAGACGAGGUGGAGCGGUUCCGUUUGGCUUUUGUGUCCAGGGUCUGGCUCACCUACAGGAGGGAGUUCCCUCAGCUGGAGGGCUCCACCUGGACCACAGACUGUGGGUGGGGCUGUAUGCUGCGCAGCGGGCAGAUGCUGCUGGCACAGGGUCUCCUGGUCCAUUUGAUGCCAAGAGAUUGGGUUUGGCCAGAUGCUCAACAGCUGACCGAUGUGGACUUUGAGGUGUUCAGACCACGCUCCCCGGUCCGGGCUGGAGGGGUUCCCAUCCCCUCCUUUGGCUCCCCGCGAGGCUCCAACACCCCCGAGAAGUCCCCACCAAGUGAUCAAGCACCCAACUGCAGCCAGAAGAAAAGACCUGAGUCUGUGAAGGACCGGCAGGCGGAGCCCAUCCACCACAGAAUGGUCACCUGGUUCGGGGAUCAGCCCCCGGCACCGUUUGGGGUUCACCAGCUGGUUGAAAUCGGUAAAAGUUCAGGGAAGAAAGCCGGUGACUGGUACGGACCCUCUAUAGUGGCUCACAUCCUGCGGAAAGCGGUAGCAAAAACCUCUGCUGUCCACAACCUGGCAAUUUAUGUGGCUCAGGAUUGCACAGUGUACAAAGAGGAUGUGGUGCGACUAUGCGACCUGUCACUGAACCAGAACCCCCCUGAUUUGUCCAGCCAGGCCUGGAAGUCUGUCAUCAUUCUCGUGCCUGUACGGCUGGGAGGGGAGGCCCUCAAUCCGUCCUACAUUGAAUGUGUGAAGAACAUCUUCAAACUGGAGUGUUGUAUUGGAAUCAUCGGAGGCAAGCCGAAGCAUUCACUUUACUUCAUGGGCUUCCAAGACGAGCAGCUGCUGUAUCUGGACCCUCAUUACUGCCAGCCUGUCGUCGAUGUCUCACAAGUCAACUUCUCACUGGAGUCCUUCCACUGUAGCUCUCCUAAAAAGAUGCCCUUCAACCGCAUGGAUCCCAGCUGCACCAUCGGCUUUUACGCCAAGAACAAGAAGGACUUUGAGUCCCUCUGUUCUGCUGUCAGUGUGGCCCUGUCUUCGUCCAAGGAGAAGUACCCCAUCUUUACCUUCGUGGAGGGCAAAGGUCAGGAUUAUGGACUUGAGGGUCACAGCAGCAAUCACAGUGGACCCACAGCCCACAUUCUGCCCCCGGGGGGCAAACAGGGCAGCAGGAGUAACAACAGAAGGAACAGUGAUGAGUUUGUCUUCCUGUAAGGAUGCUUUCUCAGCUCUCGCCUGUAGGGGGCAGAAAAAGACUCUUUGUUUCCUUUCAAAGGGAAGGACUUGAUUCUGUUGCUUGUGCAGCUGCAAGGUGACACAUUUGUGCUUUAUCGCCUUCAAUGGGAAUAAAAACUGUGUGGCUUCUGUUAUCACCUUUUGUUUUAGGCAGGUAUAAUAAGCUAACAGGCAUUAGAAGGUUCUGGUUUGAGCAUUAUUUUACUGGGCUAAGGCAUUAUCUACAAAUGGAUGGUAGAAGACAUUUAGAUUCACUUGAUCAGACCCCAGAAACGCCUCAAAGUUGAGCACUCUCUGUUGAAUAAAGCGCUUGUGAUUUUUGUCCUGGGGGAAACACACUGACGGUGAAGUGGGGACUUUAAGAUAUUUAAUAAGCUCACUGGUCAGGGGAGUGAGGGGAGGGAGGGGGGGGUGGAGAGGAUGCCUGACUGUUCUUGUAUUAUAGACCGAACUCCUGCUGUAAAUCUCCUGUUCAUUUUUCAUUCUUUAUGUGUAUUUAUCAGGUUUACGAAAGUGUGUGUUUGUGUGUGAGCGCGAUGAUGUGAUGUGGUUAAUUUGUUGAGUCUAUAUUGAGUAUUUUUGCCGUGUUUAAAAAAAAAAAAAAAGGCCGUCACGCUUCACACAGGUUUUCAAAUCCUUCCAUGUUUUAAUCUUGAAGGGAUGUAAAUCCAUUCUUCUGUUGCAGUCUGACCCAGAUUUCACACAGCUGACUGGAGCGUUAAUCUUCCACAUGCUUUGGCUCUCCUUUAUUGAUCAUCAGGAGUAGAGGAACACUCACACAAAGCUCUCAUAAAGGGCUACUCGAGCUGAAGGGUAGAGCGGGUGAAGUGAAAUGACCCCUUCAGUCGGAGAUGGAUGAGUAUGUAUGUUUAGAAAAAAAAGUGUAUUUUCCCAUGAAGCACGGUAAUAAAGUCAUGUGGAUGGAUUAGCAAAUGAAACCCAGAACAGUCUUCGUUCUAUAAAGGUUCAGGUUUGUCCUUCAGUGGUCGAGACCAGCUGGAGCUGAAUGGGGGUUUUUUACCUACAUCUUCAAGCCCCUGUUGCGAUGUCAUUUGUGUUUUUUUUUUUUUUUCUCUCUCCCUUUUUUACAAGGAAGCUACUACUGCAAGUUGCACUACUGUUGUUUGUCCUGAUUAAACUUCACAACACUGGAAUCACA
This is a messenger RNA of Labrus mixtus (cuckoo wrasse), 3068 nucleotides long. RefSeq names its product autophagy related 4D, cysteine peptidase a (gene atg4da). The transcript has 11 exons. Lineage: Eukaryota; Metazoa; Chordata; Actinopteri; Labriformes; Labridae. The coding region runs from base 371 to 1888 and encodes 505 amino acids. Gene Ontology annotation, molecular function: protein-phosphatidylethanolamide deconjugating activity. The record is from RefSeq and is a predicted model, not a curated record.